Gossypium raimondii (Peruvian cotton) is the source of this 1571-nucleotide messenger RNA. Its product is annotated as presenilin-like protein At1g08700. Gene Ontology annotation, biological process: protein processing. The transcript has 2 exons. Gene Ontology annotation, molecular function: aspartic endopeptidase activity, intramembrane cleaving. The record is from RefSeq and is a predicted model, not a curated record. Lineage: Eukaryota; Viridiplantae; Streptophyta; Magnoliopsida; Malvales; Malvaceae. Bases 107 to 1456 code for a protein of 449 amino acids. Gene Ontology annotation, cellular component: membrane; nucleus.
UCAUUGGACCCUUCAAGAUGCCUUAACUCAUCUUCGAAAAGAACCAAAAAGAAAAAAAAGCAAUUCCAACAACCUGUUCGACAAAACUCCCCAUUCAAAAACCCCAAUGGAGUCGAGUAUCUUAGAAUCAAUCGGCCAAGAAAUCAUCGGCGUGAUGUCCCCAGUCUCUCUUUGCAUGCUCUUAGUUGUCCUUCUCGUUUACUCCCUCUCAGAUUCCAACCCUUUCUCUUCUUCCUCUGCUCCCAUCCGUACAGCUGCCAAUCUCGUUUACCUCGAAAAUCCCUCUGAUACCACUGCUCAGAAACUGGAGGGAGCGUUGCUCAAUGCCUUGGUCUUCGUUAUCCUCAUUGCCAUCGUUACCUUUGUUCUUGUGCUGCUUUAUUACUAUAACUUCACUAAUUUUUUGAAGAACUAUAUGCGAUUCUCGGCUUUUUUUGUUCUCGGUACAAUGGGUGGUUCUAUCUUUUUGUCGAUAAUUCAGCAUUUCUCAAUACCGAUUGACUCAAUUACGUGCUUUCUGCUGCUUUUCAAUUAUACCAUUGUCGGGGUGUUAUCCAUGUUUUCUGGUGGGAUGCCUAUUGUUUUGAGACAGGGAUAUAUGGUAUCGCUGGGGAUAAUUGUGGCAACAUGGUUUACCAAAUUGCCGGAGUGGACUACAUGGGUUUUGCUGGUUGCAUUGGCUUUGUAUGAUUUGGUGGCAGUUUUGGCUCCUGGUGGCCCCCUUAAGUUGUUGGUGGAGUUGGCCUCAAGCCGUGAUGAGGAAUUACCAGCUUUGGUAUAUGAAGCUCGACCUACAGUUUCUCGCAAUGAGGGAAAUCCGCGGUCGACUUUGGGGCUUCUUGUUGCUGGAGUUUCAGAUUCUGGGUCAGUUGAGUUGCAGGCUGUGUCAAAUAAUAAUGUCCGCAGAGAUGGGGCUGAAAAUCGUAGGAGUCCUGAGUACACUGCUAUCCAGGUUAGAAAUUUGGAGAAUGUGGAAGGUGAAAGAAAUAGAGAUGAAGGUGAGAGGUCGCCUUUGGUUGGUCAUUCAAGAGAAAGGUAUUCAUCAGAUAGUAACUCAUCAGAAUAUUCUACUGUCAUUCACAAUAGAGAAUCCGAGACUUCUGUGGAUGAGGAAAUGUCUCCUCUUGUUGACCUGUUGGGGAUGGACAAUGAGAGAGAGCAUGAAAGGAGGGAUUCAGUGGUAGCAAGUAGAGGUAUCAAGCUUGGUCUCGGAGACUUUGUGUUUUAUAGUGUUCUGGUAGGCAGGGCAGCCAUGUAUGAUCUGAUGACUGUAUAUGCAUGUUAUCUUGCCAUUAUCUCAGGACUUGGGUGCACUCUUAUUUUGUUAUCUGUGUGCCACCGAGCACUGCCUGCCCUCCCCAUAUCCAUUACAUUGGGUGUCAUUUUUUACUUCUUGACUCGAUUGUUAAUGGAACCUUUUGUUGUUGGAAUGGCAACAAAUUUAAUGAUGUUUUAGCAAUCUGAUUUCUUUUAUAUGACGAGGAGGUGCAAUAUUGUCUGUUCCGGAGAAUACUGAUGAUUUUGUAGGUUCUUUGAUUGCUAAAUGGAAAUUAGUUCUGUUUGCACUCUCA